GCUCUUUCUGAGUUUCUUAUCUUUGUUUUAUUCAUUCCCAUUGCUUCUCAAGAUUCUACCUUUUCCUUCCAAGAUGGACAUUUUAUCAUUUUCAUAGAUUGUUGUUUUCUUUACUUGGGAAUUUCGAUCAAGCUAGGAAGUCCAACAAAAAACUUUGGCCGGGAGAUGGGAAUAACAUAUUCCUGUCCCUUUGCCAAUUUUGAUGAUUCAGAUACUCGGUUCGAAUCUUAUUUAGUGAGAACAAUGAGUUUUGGAAAUGAUGGUACGAGGACCACGUUACAUCAUAUUAAUUUCAAUGAACAAAAUUCUCAGCAGUCAAAAAUGCAGAAGUCUCUCAGUUCUGGUAAGUUGAUCCUUGAAGGAACUCUUAGCUAUAAAAGGAGGGAACUGGAGGCCGAGAUUGGACUAAAGACUCCUGCGUUUGAUGCGGGUGAUAAGACGUCGAAUAGAUCAGAUAGCCUCACGAGCAGUGAAGAGGUUUCUGAAAAUUUGCAUAGUAUGCCUGACCAAACUACUAACAUUCUACCGUUAGUAUAUGAGAAACAAAGAGAUGAGGCUGCAGUAAAGUUGCAGAAAACGUACAAAAGUUUUCGUACUCGAAGACGGCUAGCGGAUUGUGCUAUUCUAGUUGAGCAGAGAUGGUGGAAGGUAUUAGAUUCUGUUGAACUCAAGCAUAGUUCUAUAUCAUUCUUUGACAUUCAGAAACCCGAAACUGCUUUUUCUCGUUGGUCAAGAGCUUUAACUAGAGCUGCUAAGGUUGGUAAAGGUUUGUCCAAAGAUGAAAAGGCAUGUAAGCUUGCUUUACAGCAUUGGCUUGAGGCAAUUGAUCCUAGACAUCGUUACGGUCACAAUCUUCAAUUUUAUUACGCCAAGUGGCUCCAAGCUGACAGUAAACAACCUUUCUUCUAUUGGUUGGACAUAGGUGAAGGUAAAGAAGUAAAUCUUGAGAAGUGCCCUAGAUCAAAACUUCAUCAACAAUGCAUCAAGUAUCUUGGUCCGGUAGAGAGAGAGGCAUAUGAAGUUGUAAUUGUGGGUGGAAAAUUCAUUUACAAGCAGAGUGGGAGGCUUCUUGAUACAAGGGGAGGUCCUGAAGAUACCAAGUGGAUCUUUGUGCUAAGCGUGUCGAAGGACUUGUAUAUUGGAAUGAAGCAAAAAGGCACUUUUCAGCAUUCCAGUUUCUUAGCUGGAGGAGCCACAUUAUCUGCAGGCAGAUUAGUGGUGGAAGAUGGUAUUCUAAAGGCUGUCUGGCCGCACAGCGGACAUUAUCUUCCCACAAAGCAGAAUUUUGAAGAAUUUAUAUCAUAUCUUGAGCAACAUAACAUUGAUGUCAGUGUUCUCCAGAAAUCCCCGAGUGAUGAGGAGGAAUCACAUUUUAUUAGGAAGGAAGGUGGUUUUGGCCUUCGUAACAGCUUAUCUGCACCAGAUUUUAGCAAAGCCAAUGAAGAGAGCAACACCAAACACUCACACAAGGAGAAGACUGAUUCUACUACCAAGUAUUGCAAGGAUGCAGAAAAUUCAGUUCCAUUAUCAACGCGGUCGCAAGGAUUAAGACCCCAAAUUGCGGUCCAAAUACCACUAAGGCAAGACGUAUUUGAGUUGUUCCCUAAGGCUGGCCAGCAGGGAGGAUCAAAAGACGACACACAGCCUGUGGAUACUCCAGUAGAUGGAUAUGAAACAGCAGAAGAAUAUUUAUCUGAUACAGAACUAUCAGUUUCAAAGCAGAAUUUAUUUGAUGACGAAGAUGAAGAAGAUUAUGAAGAACCUAUCCCCACAGAAAAGAUAAUCAAGAGAAUAAAUACACAUAGAAGAACGAAGUCAUUCCAGUUGGCUCAUCAGUUGUCUUGUAGAUGGACAACGGGAGCUGGACCUCGGAUUGGAUGCAUGAGGGACUAUCCAACAGAGCUCCAAUUUCGCGUUAUGGAGGAGGUGUAUUUGUCUCCAAGAACUACAUCUCCAACUCCACCUAAAUCUGCUCGACGUCAUACUCCUACUAUCUUUUCUAGAGAAGCAACUGAAAGCAAAAAACGUCCUGUUUCUGAAUCAGCAGCAUUCUUUCAAUCAACCCCGCUUGUAGAAGAGAUACAAAAAUAUUGUGAUCAGUAGUUAGGAGAUAUCAAAUCAUUCUUACAAUAUUUUUUUUUGUUUUUUUCCCCUGAAGUAGGAAAGUUUCAUCAUUUUGUUUUUUUGAUCAUUCGUUACAAACUCCUAUACAGAUUUUUGUAAAGUCGGACAUA
Messenger RNA from Nicotiana attenuata, 2234 nucleotides. Its product is annotated as IQ domain-containing protein IQM6-like. The record is from RefSeq and is a predicted model, not a curated record. Bases 166 to 2103 code for a protein of 645 amino acids. The transcript has 9 exons. Lineage: Eukaryota; Viridiplantae; Streptophyta; Magnoliopsida; Solanales; Solanaceae.